Molecule: messenger RNA, 1401 nt
Organism: Penicillium odoratum
Lineage: Eukaryota; Fungi; Ascomycota; Eurotiomycetes; Eurotiales; Aspergillaceae
Product: putative ubiquitin conjugating enzyme E2
Exons: 3
Coding region: 1-1401 (466 amino acids)
Source: RefSeq, a predicted model, not a curated record
AUGGUUUCUAAUCUACGCCGGCUGGCGGCAGAUCAUGCCGCUUUGCACUCCAAGCUCCCGCCGUACUACCUCGUGCAGCCGGAUGACGGCCACUUCGCUGCAGCAGAUGACCUUUCGCAGCUCACAAUCCUGCUCACUGGCCCUCCAGGGACUCCCUAUUCCCAGGGCUUGUGGCGAUUGCAGUUGAAGAUACCGGAAGACUACCCGAACAGCCCGCCCAAAGCGACAUUUCGGACUCGCAUAUGGCAUCCCAAUGUUGAGGAGAUGACCGGUGCGGUGUGUGUGGAUACAUUGAAGAGAGAUUGGCAGUCCAAGCUGACCCUCCGGGAUGUUCUAAUUACAAUCUCUUGUCUUCUCAUCAACCCCAACCCCGACUCGGCUCUCAACUCAUCUGCGGGAAAUCUGCUCCGGGAAGACUACGAUGUUUUCGCCCAUCAAGCUAGACUAAUGACCUCUAUCCAUGCCCCAAUCCACACCAGCCUCGAAAAUGCCGUCAAAGAAGCAAAACAUCGUGGCGAAGACCCCGGAUCGAUGCCCCGGGAAGCAGAUGCCCACUAUCAGCGCCCUAGAAAGCAACAGCGCAUACAGACAGGCACAACUAUGAAAAAUCGCCCACCAUCUGAAUACAUUCCACACCCACCCCGCGACUUGGCUCCACAUCCAGAGCCAGUCCUUGAAAACGACCCCAUGCAAAUGAGCGACAGUGAAAAUGAGAACGACGACCCCGCUAGCGCAAGCAAAGAAAAUAACCCCUCUCUCUCUCCAACACCUCUUCGCCUCGCACCACCAUCCAGUCCCCGCAAGAAUGCCUUUGGAAAACGGCCACUGUCUGUUCUGUCACUGGCCUAUCCCGAAGACCCAGACACAGAGAUGAUGCUGGUGGAUUCGGACUCAGAACCAGGAAACGAUACCGACACGCCCCCAACAAAUAGCUUCAGCUCCUCCGAGAAAAAUAUUGCCGCCAAUGUCUCUACCACAAUAAACUUCUCUCGGCCCACCCGCAACCCUCCCACCAUGUCUCCACAGCGCAAAACCCCCAAACUCGCACCUAGCAGAUGGGGAAACACACCCAGCCGCCUUCGUGAAGAUGUCCAGAUCUACGAGGACGUACCAGACCGCACAGUAACAGAUAUUUCACGCCGAUUCGGCAGCGACGGAAAAGAGAACCGCGAUUCCGUCCUCCUACCUCGCGGAUUGAAAGAUAUCAGUGGAUUGCAUGCUGAGAAGGUAGCACACGCUGCUAACCACCAAGCGAUGCAAUCAGGCCACCAGCCCAGUACAACGUCGGCGUCAUUGAUCCCAUCAAAGCAAUCCCCCUUCAAGCUCUCGAAGAAAAUCUCCGGUCUCCGGAAGGGAGGUAUGCCAAAGGCCAAGCCUCGGAUCGGUCUGCGACGACUUUGA